Salmo salar (Atlantic salmon) is the source of this 1349-nucleotide messenger RNA. The record is from RefSeq and is a predicted model, not a curated record. Lineage: Eukaryota; Metazoa; Chordata; Actinopteri; Salmoniformes; Salmonidae.
CCGUGCCCGCUUCUUCUCUCGUCUCCCACGCUCACAUCGCAUUCUCCCGCUCUUUGCUCGUGCAGAUGUGGACCUGAAGACUACUCAACCUCUCGUUACAAAAUUGCCGUUUGUAUGUAAUUGCUCGACAUGUAUUUCACAUUAAAUUAGACUGAACCUGAAGACUGCUCGUCACAAGUAGACGAAUGCUAUUUUGGGGAAUAAAAUAAACUACAUUUUUUCUUUUGGGGUGCGUAGGUUGGUUGUCUUGACUAGAGCAACAGUAUGGAUCUCUCAUUUAUGGCUGCACAGAUCCCAGUCAUGACGGGGGCCUUCAUGGACUCCUCACCCAAUGACAACUACAGUGCCGACCACUCGCUCUUCAAUUCCUCGGCCAGUGUCCACGCCGCCUCUGCGGCCACCUCAGCCCAGGCCCAGCAGGACGACCAGUCCUCGUCCAGUGACGCUAUCUGGCUCUGGAUUGCCAUCAUUGCUACUAUCGGCAACAUUGUGGUGGUGGGAGUGGUCUACGCAUUCACCUUCUGAUCCAUCUUGCCUUCCUGUCCACCAAGACAAAAAUUUGUGAGCCUCCCCAUAGGGGAACGUGAUAAAAGACAAAGGAUAAAUAUCACAUAAUGUAUGACCAAAGGGCUCCGGGAUGCAAACGCUGACUGUGGUGUGGGGUUUCUUUAGUUGAAGCUUCAGCAACAUUCACUUUCAAUUAAAAAAACUCAACGUUUCGGGAUAGGAACAGUAUACAAGUUCAACUGAAGUCUGAAUGGUAUUUUCAACUUUAGUCGCCUAACUUUCAGUAGACAUCACGCUCCUGAAUGUUGUUGUGUUGCAUUGUGGUGCUGAAGGGGAUAAGAUACGGACAGGGUGAACCGGACCAUCUUAAAUGUCCCCCAGAUAGAUGAGAGGCAAUUAAGAGGAGUGCUGCUUAAUUAUUUGGAUGAACAGAGACGUGAAUCUUAAAACAUUUAAGUGACGCUGGGAAUACUUCUGCAUUAGCCAUGGGCUCAGCUUCUUACAGUUCAUUAUCUGUUCUGUCAAAAGAACGCUCAAAUUAUUAUCUUUCCUUUGUAAAUCGACAGAAAAUGGACCAACGGACACUGGCUUUAAUGAAACAUUCCUGAAACACCCUACAACUGUUUUUGCUUCUCAGUUUCUGUAGCAAUGCCACACCAGUUUAUGGUCCAAUAAGAAAAUCACUCCACCAUAUAAUUUACUCUGCUAAAUCUGCAUCUGAAACAUUAUUUAUUACACCACAGUACAUCUAUCAAUGACAUUUCACUUUUUUAUAACAAACCUCUCACAAAGACAUUGAAGUAUACAGUGAGGGAAAAAAGUAUUUGAUCCCCUGCUGAUUU